AUGUUGGACGGCGUAACUUACCGAGGAAUGAGAAUCGUAGUACCACCAUCAAUGCAACAGGAAAUGAUAGAGCUGGUGCACGAGACUCACCAAGGAAUUGUGAAAUCCAAGCAGAGAGCACGAGAAGCGCUGUAUUGGCCGGGCAUGAGUUCUCAAUUCGAAGCGAAAGUAAAGGACUGCAGUACUUGUCAUGACUAUGCAGCAGCGCAACAGAAAUAACCGAUGAUGCCGAGCAAGACACCAGACUAUCCAUGGGCCGAAGCAGCAUCUGACAUAUUUACGUUCAAGAGCAAAAACUAUGUACUGUCAGUAGAAUACUACUCCAAGUACAUUGAAGUCACAGAACUCAACGACCUCUCAGCUUUUAGUACCAUCGAAGCCCUGAGAGGACACUUUGAGAGACAUGGUAUUCCAGAAAGGCUGACGACAGACUGUGGCACACAGUAUACAAGCGUAGAUUUUAAGAAUUUUGCGAAAGCCUACAACUUCCAGCACGUUUUGAUAAGUCCAAAACAUCCUAAAGCAAACGGAGAAGCAGAGGUGGCGGUAGAAAUCGUUAAAUCAUUGUGGAGAAAGAACAAUGACAAGCACAAAACGCUGUUGGUCUAUCGAACAACACCACUAGCAGGCAUUGACCUGUCUCCAUCACAGCUAUGUACAGCAUGGGGAGAAGACUGA
Molecule: messenger RNA, 678 nt
Organism: Paramuricea clavata
Lineage: Eukaryota; Metazoa; Cnidaria; Anthozoa; Malacalcyonacea; Plexauridae
Source: the annotation of a GenBank genome assembly